UUUAGUCAUUAACUCAACUUACUGCAAAGUUAUACUGAAGUCAUAGCCAGCUGUCGUGAAGGGAGAAAUAGAGUUGGGAUUUAGAUGAGUUAAAAAGAUAACUGACUUUCUCUCUCACUCACCUAUAGACGGGUUGUGAGGUGGAGCUUUAUAUCCCAGACUGACAGACGUCAGAGGUUUGUGUAUUGUUGGAUAAACGAUGUCAAAAACAGACUGCAAGGCAGCUAAAGAUAUGACAGAGGCGAUGGAGGAAACAAUGCAGCGACUUCAAGGAAGAUUCCAGGAAAUCUCUGGACAGCUGGAGACAAAAUUAGAUGAGAUGGGAACACGCAUUGAUGGCCUCGAGAAGAAUGUGGCUGAGCUCAUGACACAAGCUGGUAUGGAGGAGCAGGCCAUUUCAAAGUGACAGCAGGCCAACUGUCAGAUGAGCUCUGUCCAUGUAAUCUCCAAAAACUGUGGCUUGCUGGUGCUUUGCCAGAGUUCCACACUACACUUUCAUCAAACAUCUUCAAAUGGGAUUUCUGUGUUGACAUCAGUGUACCCGUAAAGUUUAUAUCGCUUUAAAGUUUUAGCCAAAUGUCCGCUUUUUCCAAGGUGCUACCAUAUGAUAACAAACGUGUGGAUGCUCUUUCCUUGAUGCCUGAAUCUCUCUGAGAGGCUUUGGAUCACAGUUAACACAUUAUUUAUUUUGAUAGAAAUAUAUAUAUAUAUGUCUAUUUUUUGUCACAGCAAAAAAGAGAACUGUUUGUUUUGGAAGCAUGUACAGUCAGAUUACAGCUGACCAAGAAGCUUAAAGGUACCUUGUGGAGUUUUUGUUGUAAACAAACGUGGUUUUCUUUACAUUCAAUGUUUUCUACCAAAACCUAUUUGUAUCAAAGGCUUAACAAACCUAUUGAAUGCAUUUACUACCUCAUAUAACAUUUUCCAGGCCUUUUUUGAAACCUUGUUUACAUGUUGUGGUCUUUUACGUUUACUGUCACAUUCCUAAUUUUUACCACCACUGACUGUCGAUGUGCAUGUCCAUAUGUGCACAUCAUGUGGCCCUGGUUGAGCAACUGAUGCAAAUAAUACAGGGACCUGCUCGUCAGAACAUUGUUGCUCUACAGCGCCACCGGUGGUCAAACACUCCACAGGACACCUUUAAACAUGGAAAAAGGGCGAUAUUAAAAUCUUUCCACCAAAGACAAAGUAUGGCAUAUCAUGUGGCAGUCAGCAGUUUGAAAAUGAAGUAUAAAGUGGGGGAUUUAAAAGGUUGAAAUACUCUUGAGAAAGAUGCUAACUAAAGGAUUAUAUUAUCUCAUUAUUUGAUUGAUGAAUUUAUUCUGUCUUCAUAUCUGGGAGAAUAUUGUUGAUAAAAUCUAUGCAGUUUAUUUGUAAGUGUAAUACUACUGUAUAUCAUAUAAUGUACAACUGUAUAUCAUGUAUGUCUUCCUUCUUUUUACCUGUGUAACCACUGUCUGCCAGAUUAUCAGUUUAUCACUGUGCACCAAAGUUAAGCCAAAUAAAGAUUUUUUUAAACAA
This is a messenger RNA of Thunnus maccoyii (southern bluefin tuna), 1521 nucleotides long. RefSeq names its product heat shock factor-binding protein 1. Gene Ontology annotation, molecular function: transcription corepressor activity. The record is from RefSeq and is a predicted model, not a curated record. Gene Ontology annotation, biological process: cellular heat acclimation. Gene Ontology annotation, cellular component: cytosol; nucleus. NCBI's taxonomy places the organism in Eukaryota, Metazoa, Chordata, Actinopteri, Scombriformes, Scombridae. The transcript has 3 exons. Bases 200 to 406 code for a protein of 68 amino acids.